CGGGAGGCGGCCCCGGGGCCGCGGGGGCCGCUGACCGGGCGGCGGGAGGCGGCGGGGCCGGGCCAUGGGGGACGGAGCCGUCCGCAGCCGCCGGAUCCCGGAACCCAGCCCAAGCCGGAGCGGCGCCCCCUGCUGAGCCCCGAUUGCCGGGCCGGCAGCCGGAUGCCCGGGCCCACUGGAUGGGCCGGCGGCCGCCUGCGUGAUGAGCAGGCUGCUGGGGGUGACGCUGGAGCGCGUCUGCAAGGCCGUGCUCCUUCUCUGCCUGCUGCACUUCCUCGUGGCCGUCAUCCUCUACUUUGACGUCUACGCCCAGCACUUGGCCUUCUUCAGCCGCUUCAGUGCGCGCGGCCCCGCCCGGGCGCUCCACCCGACGGCCAGCAGCAGCACCAACUAUUCUCGGCCCAACGCCACUGCCCCCAGCUCCGGGCUCCCCGAGGCUCCCAGCGGCCGGCCUGGCCCCACGGCUCCUGUUCUGCCGCCCUGCCCUGACUCACCUCCUGGCCUGGUGGGCCGACUGCUGAUCGAGUUCACCUCGCCCAUGCCCCUGGAGCGGGUGCAGAGGGAGAACCCAAGCGUGCUCCUGGGCGGUCGCUACACCCCACCCGACUGCACGCCAGCCCAGACGGUGGCCGUCAUCAUCCCCUUUCGGCACCGGGAGCAUCACCUGCGCUACUGGCUCCACUACCUGCACCCCAUCCUCAGACGGCAGCGGCUCCGCUACGGCAUCUACGUCAUCAACCAGCAUGGGGAGGACACCUUCAACCGGGCCAAGCUGCUCAACGUGGGUUUCCUAGAGGCGCUGAAGGAGGACGCCACCUACAACUGCUUCAUCUUCAGUGACGUGGACCUGGUCCCCAUGGAUGACCGCAACCUGUACCGCUGUGGCGACCAGCCCCGCCACUUCGCCAUUGCCAUGGACAAGUUCGGCUUCCGGCUGCCCUAUACCGGCUACUUUGGAGGUGUGUCGGGCCUGAGUAAAGCCCAGUUCCUGAGGAUCAAUGGCUUCCCCAACGAAUACUGGGGCUGGGGUGGCGAGGAUGACGACAUUUUCAACCGGAUCUCCCUGACCGGGAUGAAGAUCUCGCGCCCAGACAUCCGCAUAGGCCGCUACCGCAUGAUCAAGCACGACCGGGACAAGCAUAACGAGCCCAACCCGCAGAGAUAUUUGUCGCACACCUACUUUGGGCACAGUGCUCUAUUCACCAGGCUGAUGGAGGAGGCCAGUCUGGAUGAAAGAAGUAGUUCGCGUGGGAGUCUGGAAUGCGAACGUCCAUUGUACAUGCCGAGCGUCUGACACCCCUCGCGGUCACAGUCUGAAACCUGGGAGUGAAGGAAAGGGGGGAAUCUGCCGAUCCCAGAUUGGAAGUUUCACUUUUGUUCCAGAGGCGCUGGGGAGUCAUGGAAGGACCAGGUGUGGGUUUGGAAGGAUCACUCUUUGAGUCUGAAUCAGGUGAAGGGCUGGCAGAGCUGCAGGUGGAGCGGGAGGACGCAGACCAGGCCCGAAGGGAUCCACGGACUCCAGGGGCUGUGCUGGGUGUGAGGCCGCGGUGCCCCCACCAGAACAGUAGGGACCUGGGAGCCAGGGUGUCCGAGCUGGGAGAGGGGUGGCAGCACUGAUGUGGUUGAUGUUUGGCUGAAGCACGGAGCACCAGGCGUCCAGGGAGCUGGCGAAAACACAGUUCAGAUCAAACCAAAACCGUGGCGAGCGGGGAAGGACUGCAGGCUGGCCAAAGAGGGGCUUCAGGACAUGCGAGAGGGGGCGGCGCUCAGUGUCGGGAAGGCCCUGGGCCGGGAUCUGAGCUGAGCUCGGAAGGACAGGGGGGAUCAAAAUGGUUGGGGUGGGGGUGGGAGCGGAGCUCUGGCAGCACAUGCCAGGGGCCUGGUCCUGUUUCAGGAAAAACGUGACUGGAUGCCUCCCCCACGGAGUGUUGUCAGCCUUGGCGGGGGGAGGAGGGACGCGGCAGGGGGGCAGGAUGUUUCCGGCUUAAGGAACUCUGGACAGUAGUUUCAUCCCCCUCGUUGCUUUCGCCUCAGGCCUAGGACUUCUGGAGUCUUCUUCCUUCACCCUCCAUGUCCAGACCAUCAGCAGGUCCUGUCAUUGGCACCCCGAGGCCUAUCUGAGCCGGUCCGGUUUUCCCUUUACUUCUGCCCCAGCGCAGCCUCUGUCCUCCUGCCCAGCGGGUCCCCCGUCUUCCACCUUCCAUUGUUCGUGUCCCCGGUGCCUGCCUCGUCCCAAACUGGGCUAAAAAUCCCUGUGUCUUCUCACUCACAGAAUAAAAAAACGGCUUCCUCUGACUUAGAGAGGCCUCUGCCCACA
Molecule: messenger RNA, 2317 nt
Organism: Phacochoerus africanus (Common warthog)
Lineage: Eukaryota; Metazoa; Chordata; Mammalia; Artiodactyla; Suidae
Gene: B4GALT2
Product: beta-1,4-galactosyltransferase 2
Exons: 7
Coding region: 203-1294 (363 amino acids)
Biological process (GO): carbohydrate metabolic process
Molecular function (GO): glycosyltransferase activity
Source: RefSeq, a predicted model, not a curated record